Molecule: messenger RNA, 1782 nt
Organism: Strongylocentrotus purpuratus (purple sea urchin)
Lineage: Eukaryota; Metazoa; Echinodermata; Echinoidea; Camarodonta; Strongylocentrotidae
Product: coiled-coil domain-containing protein 142
Exons: 5
Coding region: 11-988 (325 amino acids)
Source: RefSeq, a predicted model, not a curated record
UGACCAUGCCAUGGCCACGCUGAAGCUCCUUCCAGCAUUACGUUCUGUACUCUCCACAACCCAAGGCCCCGUAAGCCCCCGGCGUCAGCAACCUCAGAUUGCGGUCGCUAACUUCAACUCUCACAUGGAGUCUCUGCAUCAUAGACUCAAUACUGAACUUAGCAGACUGCAAGGUUUGUCUAGUCACUGUAGCAGGCAGUUCUGUAGAGAUUGCUUGAAGAUCAGCGACGAGUUCUGGCCUAAGGCUAUGCCGAUGGGAAAGGUCUGGCGGAAGAAGACUACCGAUGAAUUACCGAGCAUCCACAAUACCUACGCUGCCAGCAUCGUAGACAAUCUCCUAGUGCCGAUCGCUGAGGGUGUGACCAAGCUGAAGACGACAGCUCAGAUCACCAUCAUGUCCAUCGCUGUUCAGACCAUGCUGGAGAGCUGGAUGACAUUCAUCCUGAAAGAAAAACCAAAGUUCAGUGUGCAUGGGGCUCAUCAGCUAGAGCAAGACUUCAGCUACGUCCGUCAGUGGUUGUCUUCAGAGGCCAGCAAGCUAGAUCCAGAGAGCAAACAGAGCGUCCUGUCUCUCGAUGCGAUACGUAACUUUGAGGGCGCUAUACUCCUUCUAAAGCAGCAGCCGCUUAGACGCACUGCGAUGGCCAGUGCUUCAUCAAAAGAAGAAAUAAACUCCGAGUACAGCACCAGUACAGCUCAGAGCACGGGAUCCCGCCGGGGUAGCUUUGGCAGCAUGUCUGACUCCCCCCUCACGGUACAGAAUCUGGUACCCCCUCCCCACCCCAACACCCUUCCCCUGGGUGGGGACAACAGCGACGCCAUGGCGGGCUCGGACCGGGGCUACGUCACCGACUCCGUGGACGGCAUCGACGACGAGACCUACAACAUCCCCCAUCGAAAGGAAUGGUUGAGUCUACGGGUGCACACAGGGAACAAGUGGAAGAGUCCAUUCAGCUGUUUGAAUUCACCAGCGGGGAUGGAAAGCUGAAGGUUAUUCGAGGGACAGGCUUUGAUGCAUGUCAGCCACCAAAUUGUCACCUGAAUAGCCUUGUGUAUAUAUACAUUACUGUUCCUUAAGUAACUUGGGGGAGGGGGCAUCCCUCUUGUUCCCCUCCCAACUGAAAUAUUAUGAACCCCUUUUGCACAUUGCUUGUUGCAUAUCCCCUAUCUUUGUCUAAAGCAGCUUUCCUGAUUCCGUGAUGGAUGUGAAGUCUGAAGUGUCAUGGUGAUUGCAUUGUGUAUGGUUAUAUGGUCACAUACACGUGUACCUUAGAAGUCACGAGAGAACAGAGCAGUGCGUAAGAGAAUUUUAGUGAGCAGGUCUCACGUUAUAUAUUAUACGACCAUUCCAGGUAAAAUAGAUUAAAGGAAACAGACAAGCUUCCUUUAGUUUUAAUGAUUACGGCAGAGUAUGACUGCAGUAAAUUUGGCCGAGCUUGUGGCUUUUUCUGUUCGGAAGGCUGAAAUGGUUUCAUUUUUCGUAUCAUUCAUGUUAAAAGGAACUUUAGUGAUUUAUCCAGACUAUACCAAGGUCUUAGUAAAUGUUCUAUUUGUUUCACUUUCAUAUUUCACUUCAGGAUGUAUGGUAUACAUUGCCAUAAAUAUUUAAAUGCAACUAAGUAAGUUUAAUCGUGUGCAGGAUGGUUGAUUUAAACCUUUGAAGUGCAUUUACUUUUGAAUUUUCUUUUCGUCAUAAUAUGUCACAGGUGUUAAAAUAAAAAGAAAAUUAUGUUAAUUUUGGUGUGAUGCCAGUAUAUGAUGAUUACUUCCAUGUAGGACCCU